AGAAACCACGAAGUUUCUUUAGGAUACUCGUUGGUUGUUCAUUGGCUGAAACUGAAUAGCGAAAAAGUUUCUGUUGGAUUCUAACAAUAAUUAAAGUCAUAACUAUUUUCAACUUACAACCUCUCGGCUGGAUUUUUCUUCUCUCUCUACAUUUUACAAUUUACAUUCGCAAUGACAAAGAUUUAUUUCGGUUUGAUUGCUUCUUUUCUUAUGGCGGGAGUGAUUGGUCAGGUAGAUAAUACUGAUCCUUUAACAGAUACAUCACUUCAAGUUGCUGCUUUAACAACUGGUGAACAACUAACUUACACUUUAGACAAUAAUCCCCAAUAUAAGAAUAGUAUCGACAAACUAGAAAACCUUAAGAAACAGAUGGGAAACUUGAAUAACACCUUGAACUCUGAAUUUGAAAUAAUUACUGAGAAGCUACCUAAUAUUGAAAAAGAUUUUGAUAAUCAUAUGAAAAUUAAAACGGGUUCGGAUAUAAAACUAGCUGAAUUAAAAGCAAUGCUAACAACUUUUAAUGCAAGACAAGUAAUUAUUGAACAUAGAAUGAACAAUUCAAUGGCAAUUCAAGAUAAAUUGGAAUCAAACAAAAACCUCCUUCCUGAGGGCACUCAUAACAAAUCUGUUGGUCAAGCAGCAGAUUCGAGAGUUGCAUUUUUGGUGCAACGUACUACUGGCUUCAAUUCACAGGGUUCCAUUAUCACUUACCAAAAAAAUGCGCUAAACUUGGGCAAGGCUUUUGAUAUGCCCACGGGAUUAUUUCACGCUCCAGUGGCGGGUGUCUACCACUUUUACUUCGCAGCACUGAAAAUGAAAAAAGAAAUCUCCGGAACCAGUUCCCUUACGGUUCAGUUGAAGAGAGUUGACACGGAAACUGUGUUGGCAGAAAGCCAUGUCAAUUCUAAUGAUUGGUACGGUUGGUUUCCAGUACACAUGCAAGCAACCGUUUAUUUGGAAAAACACAACGUUAUUGGAGUAAAGUUAGCGGAAGGUUCAAUUUAUCAAAGCAGUGAUGAGACUCACCCUCUUACCAGUUUUGGAGGAUUCCUUGUUAGUCGAGGCAAUUAAUUGCUUGACUUAGAUAAUAAUAAAUAGAUAAUAGGUAAGUGAUAAAUGUAAUUGGUAAGCAAUAAAUGUCAAUAUUUUAUUGACAUUUAAUUAUUACUUUCCUUUUACAUUUAUUACUUUACCUAUUAAAUUUAUUACUUUUAUCUUUUAACUACUACAUUUAUCUUUUUUAACUACUAUAUUAUCACUUUAAACUACUACAUUUUUCUUUUUUAACUACUACAUUUAUCCUUUUUAACUACUUCUUUUAUCACUUUUUUACAUUUAUUGCUAGACUAGAAAGUUGAAACCCAUUUUGUAUUGGUUGAUCAAUGAAAUAAAUCUGAUUAUACAGCAAAAAAAAA
Daphnia pulex (common water flea) is the source of this 1415-nucleotide messenger RNA. RefSeq lists its product as uncharacterized. The record is from RefSeq and is a predicted model, not a curated record. Gene Ontology annotation, molecular function: protein binding. NCBI's taxonomy places the organism in Eukaryota, Metazoa, Arthropoda, Branchiopoda, Diplostraca, Daphniidae. The coding region runs from base 172 to 1071 and encodes 299 amino acids. The transcript has 5 exons.